AUGGUUAAAUUUGUGGAUCCUGCCCUCGCUUACAAAACAUUAAAUGGUCUGAUUUGUGUUUACAAACCUUCUUGUGUAUCAGUGCGGCAUGUACAACAUAUUAUUGUAACAAAAUUAUGUAAAGAUCUUAAUGCUCUACCAGAUAGGCCUCUAGAGAAAAGAGUUGAAAUUGUUGGCGCCUCAAAUGGCCCAAUGGAAGUUAGAUUACUUCCUAACUAUGCAGAUAAUCCUUUAGUAUGUGGACCAAGAUAUAUGCCAAGCGACUUUAGAUGUAGCUGGGCAACUCACCUAGGACUAUUUAGUAGUGGAGUUUUAUUAUUAGGGAUUAAUGAUGGUACUAGACUCACUUUUCAAAUUAACACAGCAAGAUUAACAAGAGCUUUCAAAGUACAUGGAUAUCUUGGUAAAGCAACAGAUACUUAUUUUUGGCAUGGAAAAACUGUAGAGAAGACUACAUUUGGUCAUGUGACAAGAGAAAAGAUAGAUAAAGUUGUUGCUCAUAUGCAAGCUGCACAUCAGAAAACAAUGUAUCAAUUAUCUGGUCUACAUAUGGAUUCACAGACAACUUAUGAGCUAGCAUCACAAGGUUUGAUACGGCCAGCAAAUAGCAAAUUACCUGUCAUUUAUGGAAUUAAAUGUGUUCAUUUUGAUCCACCCAAUUUUACAUUAGAAAUACAAUGCGUAAAUGAAUAUGAAAAAUAUUUAUGGACCCUAAUACACGAUUUAGGCAUACAAUUGAAGACCUCUGCACAUUGUGUUGGAGUUCAAUGUAUUCGCCAUGGAAAGUUUGACCUUCAGCUAGCACUCUUAAGGAAACAUUGGCAGUUAGAUAAUAUUAGUGACAAUAUGGAUAGUUGUCGCCAGAUUAUGGAAGAAAAUGAACAUUUAUUAAAACCUAAAUCUGCUCAUCUAAGUGCG
Messenger RNA from Brenthis ino (lesser marbled fritillary), 918 nucleotides. Lineage: Eukaryota; Metazoa; Arthropoda; Insecta; Lepidoptera; Nymphalidae. The record is from the annotation of a GenBank genome assembly.